Messenger RNA from Nycticebus coucang (slow loris), 2514 nucleotides. RefSeq names its product pyrroline-5-carboxylate reductase 3 (gene PYCR3). The coding region runs from base 429 to 1139 and encodes 236 amino acids. The record is from RefSeq and is a predicted model, not a curated record. NCBI's taxonomy places the organism in Eukaryota, Metazoa, Chordata, Mammalia, Primates, Lorisidae. Gene Ontology annotation, molecular function: pyrroline-5-carboxylate reductase activity. The transcript is spliced from 6 exons. Gene Ontology annotation, biological process: L-proline biosynthetic process.
UACUGGUCUGGCUCGGGAGGUGCCCCGGGCGGGAAGCACUUUCGUCCGGGAAGGAGCUGGUGCGCGUGCCCCGUGCCGGUGCCGGCGGGGUCCCCAGAGCCUCAGCGCAGGACGAGAGGGCAGCAAGGGUGCCCAGGGGCGAGCGGGUGGCCUCUCCACCAAGAGCGGGGCAAACGGAGCGCGGACCCUGCGCCUCGGGACUUAGCUCCCUUGUGCCCAGGGAACACCUAUUUCUUUUUUAAUGCGGCUAUAGAAUCUUUGUAGCUGCACGUGUGGCUCAGGUGAUAAUUCUCGUGGACAGAACUGGCUCAGUACCUCAUGGCCGUGGUCAAGCUGAUCGCUCUGAGCCUCUGAUUUCUUCCUCUUUGUGCGCCAGCGCCACUUCUGGUAGUAAGCUGGGGCCAGGAAAAGUGGAAGCUCAGCAUGUGAUGGCCAGCGCACCAACAGACAGGGGCCUCUGCCACUUUCGGGCUUUGGGUUGCCAGACCACCCAGUCCAACCAGGAGGUGCUGCAGAGCUGCUCACUCGUCAUCUUUGCCACCAAGCCCCAUGUCCUGCCAGCUGUCUUGGCAGAAGUGGCCGCUGUGGUCACUGCUGAGCACAUCUUGGUGUCUGUGGCUGCUGGGGUUUCUCUGAGCAUCCUGCAGGAGCUGUUACCCCCCUACGCCCGGGUGCUGCGAAUCUCACCCAACCUGCCUUGUGUAGUCCAGGAGGGGGCCAUAGUGAUGGCACGGGGACGCCACAUUGGGAACAGCGAGACCAAGUUCCUGCAGAACCUGCUGGAGGCCUGUGGGCAGUGCGAGGAGGUGCCUGAGGCCUAUGUGGACAUCCACACUGGCCUCAGUGGCAGUGGAGUAGCCUUUGUGUGCACAUUCUCUGAGGCCUUGGCCGAAGGUGCCAUCAAGAUGGGCAUGCCCAGUGCCCUGGCCCACCGCUUAGCUGCCCAGACCCUGCUGGGGACAGCCAAGAUGCUGCUGCAAGAGGGGCAGCUCCCAGCCCAGCUGCGGACGGACGUGUGCACACCAGGCGGCACCACCAUCUACGGGCUUCAUGCACUGGAGCAGGGCGGUCUGCGAGCAGCUACCAUGAGCGCAGUGGAGGCUGCCACCUGCCGGGCCAAGGAGCUUAGUAGAAAGUAGCCUAGGUCCUGGGCAAAGACCACCUGCUCUUCUCACUCAUCUGUGCUGCCUCGGUGCUCCCUUGCCCACUCACUGCUGUAUGAGGGUUUCAUGCUGUCCUCCCAUCCCUGGGGGAAAUGCAAGGUGACAGUACUUGAGAGGUUCGGGCAGGCAGGCCUCUCAGCAGUGCAGAUGUCCCUCCCUCCCCCUCAGGCAGAAGGCACCUGCCCUAGUGAGUCCACUAUAAUGGCAGUGUUGGUUCUGAGAGUUCCCAGAGAUGGCCUCUUGGUCAGGUGUCCACCUGGUGGAGCAGUUGGUUGGGGCCAUGAGCAUAGCUGCUGGUUGAGAAGGAUUGUCCCAGGUGCCUGGUUUGGAGCCCUGACCUUUCCUUGGACUUUCCAGAGGCUUUGCACAGCUGCAGCCAGGCCAAUUCCCUCAUGUCAGCUCUGGAGGGUUCAGGACAUACAGAAUCAGCACAAGAGACCCCCUCCCCCUCAGAAAAGCCAGGGGCCAUGGGUCUUGACCUAGUGCUGGGCAGAACCACCUAUGAGGAGCAGGAGCCUCAUUCUGCCAGCCCCUAAAAAGAAGAGUUGUGUGCUCUUCUCUCAGCCAAGGAGAAACCCCUGGAUCCCCAACAGCAGAGCUGCCUUGGGCUGGGCUGGGCUGGGGGCAGUGGGUAGGUGGAGGAAAUGUGUCAGCUUCCCCUGCACCCUGACCUGAGCCCUAGCCAGCCAGAAAGAAUGUAGACCCCUUGCUUACUUGGGUCCAGGCUCUUCUCUUCCAGGACCUAUGCUCUUGGCAAGUGGCCAGCUAGGGCUGGGCCUGAUGACCCCUGGUCGGGAGUCCUGGAGAGUCUUGUGGUCUGGACCUACCACCUAGCCUCAGAUUGUAAGACUUGGAUCCUCCAGCAUGCUCCGUAAGGGGCCAGCAGGACCUGGGGAGAAGCAAGUCUAUGGAUCUGGCAGCUGGGAUUCUUGGCCUUUGGGUGGGGAAGGUCUAGGCAUAUCACCCCUGGUCUGUACCCACCCUUGAGACUCAUGCCCCAUGUCACACCUACUGAGACGCCCAGAAGCAGGGAAGGUUGUGUGUCAUCCACCAGCUGGGUGACCUUGGCACAUUAAUCCCCAUCUGUGAAACUGGGCUGAUGGCACCUGUUUGGUGGGAACAUCGUUUCUAUCCCUCACGCCCACUGCCUCUGUGGCCCUCUUCCAGCCACACUUCCCUGAAGGCCUGCAGCCCUACUGGGUCAGCCCUCAUCCCUGAGCACCUGGCCCUAAGGCAGCCUGGCUUUCAGCCCAGUAACUGCAUCUCAUUCUGGCUCUGGCACUUGUCAGAAGAGUCAGCCUAAGUCUUUCCUACCUAUCUGUGGGGAUGAGAAUAAAGAUGCUGUCUCAGA